AUUUUACUUCCAUUACGUAACGAAGAGAGUGUAAAGUGUAAACAAGUAACGAAGACAUCGUAAACAAAAAAAUGGAUGACGAAGACAUAAUACAAUUGCGUGCUCUGAAAGAACAACUCCUGAAAAAGAUUACUUACUUGAGAGACAGGUUGAAGGAUCAAGAAGAAAAUGGACGUAAAGAAUUAAACGAUCUUAACACCACGGUGUUUCCUGAUGAUGAAGAUCACAAACUGUCAGAAUCCUUAUCUAUCAAGUACAAAGCUAAAUUGUGUGAAGUUACAGCUAAAGUGAUGAAAAUAACAUUCGAAAAUGUUGAUAGAAAAUUGUUACGUGAUGAUGUUUAUAUAUAUAUAGUUAAAGUAAUAACAAAAACAAUUUCCUUUGAUAUUGAAUUAACAGUAAUUUUGAAGAAUUUAAAUGAUGAUUUUAAAAUCAAGAAAAUAAUAUAUUAUUUCAAUAAAGAUAUCCAUGAUUGUUAUAUAUUGGAAAUAUCUCCUUGGUUUCAGAAAAUUACAAAUAUGAAAAACUUUUCUCUUCUUAUGUUCGCACUUUCUGAUUAUAACGAAAAGAAUAUCUUUAGAUUUAAAAUUCUACACAGUUUAGAAAUACAGAAAUAUGCAAGCACUGAGCAAUGUACUCAGGAAAACAGAGGUAUAUUAGUAUAUGUACAUUCAUCUGUAGAUAUAGAAAAAAGCUAUAUGAUAUUUCAAUGGACAAUGAAAUUUUUGGACCUGACGUGGCAGAUUGAACAUUUCUUUACAGUAAAGUCUACAGAUUUAGGAAUGGAAUUUUUUGAAGAAAAUCUUCAUUAAAAGAAUUUUGCAAGUUUGUCUUGACGGAAAACAAUCUUGUGGAAUUGUGGGAGAAA
This is a messenger RNA of Mycetomoellerius zeteki, 868 nucleotides long. RefSeq lists its product as uncharacterized. The record is from RefSeq and is a predicted model, not a curated record. Lineage: Eukaryota; Metazoa; Arthropoda; Insecta; Hymenoptera; Formicidae. The transcript is spliced from 5 exons. The coding region runs from base 72 to 812 and encodes 246 amino acids.